Microplitis mediator is the source of this 1126-nucleotide messenger RNA. Its product is annotated as B-cell receptor-associated protein 31. Gene Ontology annotation, biological process: endoplasmic reticulum to Golgi vesicle-mediated transport; intracellular protein transport. Bases 315 to 1010 code for a protein of 231 amino acids. The record is from RefSeq and is a predicted model, not a curated record. Gene Ontology annotation, cellular component: endoplasmic reticulum membrane; endoplasmic reticulum. The transcript has 3 exons. Lineage: Eukaryota; Metazoa; Arthropoda; Insecta; Hymenoptera; Braconidae.
UUAUUAUUUUUACCUGCGUUCGUAAAGUAUGUCACUUACCAGCAGUCAAAAUAAAAUAUAUAUAAAUAUUUUUGCAAUUACCGGUUUAUAAAAAUAUAAUUUGAGAAAUUUAUUUUUCAUUUUAUUUUCACUUCAUUAUCAGCAAAAAAACACGUAUGUCAUUAUUGACAUUAUUUCAGAAUUCAAUUGAGAAUUUCAUACGAUUAACUUUUGUUAAAUAUAUAUAUGUAUAUAUAUGUUGAGUAUUUAAUUUUUUCAUAUUCACUGUACUGGUAGCAGGUUACAUUGUAGCAGAUUGAUAGCAAUCAUUAAUCAUGAGUUUACAGUGGACAUUGAUCGCUUCAUUUUUGUAUGCCGAGAUAUUUAUAGUGUUGUUGCUGGUAUUGCCGGUAGCAUCACCAAAAAGAUGGCAGUCAUUAUUUAAGUCAAGAUUUUUACAGAGUCUGAGUAAUCAAGCUUCGUUUUACUUCUUUAUGCUUCUUGCUAUUCUAGUAUUGUUUUUACUUGACGCUAUCAGGGAGAUGAAUAAAUAUUCAAAGUUAGAACAUACUGAACAUGGUCACCUAGAUGCUGAAAUGCAAGGAAGCAUGCGAUUAUUCCGAGCCCAGAGAAACUUUUACAUUUCCGGGUUUGCCCUAUUUUUGAGUUUGGUAAUACGACGUCUCGUGCUUCUAAUUUCUACACAGGCGACUCUUUUAGCACAGAGUGAAGCAGCUCUGCGCCAGGCCCAGUCAGCAACCACUACCGCAAAAAGUCUAUUGUCACAAAAAGGCGAGACAGCACAAAAUGACAGCAAUGAAGCUCACGACAAACUUGUCACUGAUUUGAAGUCUCAAGUGUCCGAGUUAUCGCAAAAAAAUACUGAGCUCGAGAAUGAACUCAAGCGAGAGAAAAGAGAUAAAGACGCGCUAAAGUCUCAGGCUGAAUCUCUCGCCAAAGAGUACGACCGGCUUACUGGAGAACAUGCUAAAUUAGUUAAAGCUGAGGGCGGGGAUAAAAAAAGUGAUUAAUUAUUAAUAUGUUACUCGAUCAAUAAUCAUUUUCAUUGUUUUUAAUACUACAUACUAUUUUUACUUACUCCCAACUGAUAUAUUUUAAAUAAUUAAUUUAAUAUCUGAUACUCAUC